Molecule: messenger RNA, 1082 nt
Organism: Spinacia oleracea (spinach)
Lineage: Eukaryota; Viridiplantae; Streptophyta; Magnoliopsida; Caryophyllales; Amaranthaceae
Product: probable NAD(P)H dehydrogenase (quinone) FQR1-like 3
Exons: 4
Coding region: 130-741 (203 amino acids)
Cellular component (GO): membrane
Molecular function (GO): NAD(P)H dehydrogenase (quinone) activity; FMN binding
Source: RefSeq, a predicted model, not a curated record
GGAUGUACACACAAAAAAUACGAAGUAGCACACACCCGCACUCAAGUACUCAACGUGACCUGGGUAAAAUCCAAAUCAAAACCCAAAAUUCCAAAGCAGUUUCUUCUCCAUUAUUGCAGAGUUGCAGCAAUGUCUACCACCAAAGUCUACAUUGUGUUUUACUCUUUAUUUGGUCAUGCUGAGACUAUGGCUAGAGAAGUACACAGAGGAGCUGCUUCUGUUCAAGAUGUUGAAGCUUCAUUAUGGCUCGUACCUGAGACACUGUCCCAAAGGGUAUUGGAAAAAAUGAAGGCUCCUCCAAAACCAAGUGAUGUUGGAGAAAUAAAGCCAGAACAGCUAGUGGAUGCAGAUGGGUUUCUUUUCGGGUUUCCCUCUCGAUUUGGGAUGAUGCCUGCUCAAUUUCUGGCCUUUUUUGAGAACACGCAUGAGUUAUGGGCAUCUCAAUCGCUUGCCGGUAAACCUGCCGGCGUCUUUUGGAGUACUGGGUUCUAUGGUGGAGGCCAGGAGAACGCUGCUUUAACAGCCAUAACUCAGUUGUCACAUCAUGGCAUGUUAUAUGUUCCUCUGGGAUACACCUUUGGAGAUGGCAUGUUUGAAAUGGGCGAGGUGAAGGGUGGCUCUUCAUAUGGUGCAGGAACAUUUGCAGGAGAUGGAUCUCGUCAGCCAUCCGAGCUGGAACUUGAGCAAGCAUUUUAUCAAGGUAAGUAUCUAGCUCAAGUUGCAAAGAAGCUCAAAAGUUAACCCCUGUAGUGUUGGUUCGAAUACUCAUCGACCAUUGUACAUAUUCAACAUCAGUCAUACCAUAGUACCAUGUGUAUAUAUAUUUGGAAAAACCUAACUGUCUCGUAUAUGUACUAUGUUCAACCAUACGUCCAUACCCCUUGAUAAAGAUCAACGUGUCCAUGCCGAUGCAACAUCUAAAAUGUACCAUCUAUCCUUCUUUUACAAGGGCAAUGUUGCAUAUAUCAGACUUCAGACUGUCUAAUAAACUACUUUGUUUAUCUAGAAAGUGAUUUACUCUUGAUGCAUAUGAUGUUGAUGUUAUUUUUGAUUCAUAUGAUAUUGAUAUUAUUUUUGAUGAA